This is a messenger RNA of Helicoverpa zea (corn earworm), 2754 nucleotides long. It is a transcript of the gene mRpL3, whose product is annotated as 39S ribosomal protein L3, mitochondrial. Lineage: Eukaryota; Metazoa; Arthropoda; Insecta; Lepidoptera; Noctuidae. Gene Ontology annotation, molecular function: structural constituent of ribosome. Bases 151 to 1224 code for a protein of 357 amino acids. The record is from RefSeq and is a predicted model, not a curated record. The transcript is spliced from 6 exons. Gene Ontology annotation, cellular component: mitochondrial large ribosomal subunit; ribosome. Gene Ontology annotation, biological process: translation.
UCAUGUCACUCUACCUGCCAGAGAGAGAGGUAGCCAGCCCCUUUACUCGGUCGCAAAAUUUUGCCCGGGCUAAAAACCUGAUUUCCCAUUAAAUAUAGUUAUACAUGAAAUAAGGUUGAAUUAAUAGAUUUACAUGAUCAAAAACCAAAUAUGGCUGUUGGGAACCUAAAUCUUUUGCGCAAUGCUUUGAGCAAAUUGAGAAUAGAUCAUUCCUUCACACGAUCAUAUCAAAAGCCUAGAUUUCGUCCUCCGUAUUGGUAUGAAUCCAAAGAAAGGGUGGGGUCUGAGGAAUUCAUAACACAGGAAAACAAGCAAUUUAUAGAAGAGGUAAGGCAAGAUAAACUGCAACAUCAAACAGCACUGCCUUCACCCCUGGUUAAUAUUGAGCCAAAUCAGACAGCACAGUGGAAUCCGAAAACUCGCAGAGUUGGUCUUAUAGCUCGUAAAAUAGGCAAUUAUCCUCUUUGGUCCAAAGAUGGAAAAAAAAUGCAGACUACACUGUUACAGGUUGUUGACAACCAUGUUAUAAAAUACACCCCUCCAGAAGAGUUCAAGCCAAUGAAAACCUCAGGUCCAGUUGUGUGGAAGGAAAAAAGAAAAUUGGGCUGCAUGUUGGUUGGCUCAGAAACAAUAGAUCCCAGCACUGUCACCAAGGAAUAUUGUGGUUUAUUUAAUAAUACAGGCAUGCUACCGAAGAGACUUUUAUGUAGGUUCAUGGUAUCUCCAGAAUCUUAUAUACCACCAGGAACUCCAUUGUUUGCAACACAUUUUAGAGCUGGAGACUAUAUUGAUAUACGUGCCAAAACAUUGGACCGUGGAUUUCAAGGUGUAAUGAAGCGGUGGGGAUUUAAAGGAAUGCCAGCUUCCCAUGGUGUUACCAAAACUCAUAGAAGACCAGGUAAUAUUGGUGCUGGAGGUGAAAAAGCGCGAGUUUGGCCCGGUACUAAGAUGCCUGGACACAUGGGAAAUAGGUGGCGAACUAUAAGGGGCGUAAAAAUUCUACGCAUAAAUACAAAGCAUAAUGUAAUUUGGACUUUGGGAGUAGCUAUACCCGGAGAAACAGGUGCUAUGUGUUACUUAUUCGAUACAGUUCUUCCACUGAAGAAACACACGACAUCACCUCCUUUCCCGACACAACCUUAUGUUGCAGAUUUACCACUUGAAUAUUAUGAUCCAUCAGUCCAGCCCUUUUAUGAACCAUCUGUUUCUUUUGAAGAAGUUUAAGAUAUUGACUGUUUAGGUGUCACAACUUAUCAAGAUUGACGUGGCUGGUAAUGAGUAUAGUAUAGUGGAACAAGCAUAGCAUUUUGGUUUUCCUAUAUUGAUUAUAAAACAAUACUGAUAAACAAGUUGGUUCCCAUUAGUGGAUCAUGUGGGAUUCAUAGUGUUAAAUUGAUAUAAAAAAAAAAGUUUAUUUGGUGUAUGUGUUACAGCCAAAGUAAUAGUCUGCAUAUUAUAUAUAUUAUCUAGAUAUUAUUUAUAAUAUCUACUCAAUUUGGAUAAAGUAAUAAUUGACACAGAAUUAAUCACAUUAACUAGCAAUUUUAUAUAAUAUCUCCAUAGACUUGGAUAAUGUAUUAAAACAAGUAGGUAAAUAUUAAUAAUUCAUGUUAACCAACUAAAGUGUCUAGUAGCUGACCUUAAUAUUCGAAAAAGGCUAGUUAGCCCAGUGCAGGGCCCGCCAUACUAGUAGCGAAAAGUCCCCUCUUUGAGGUGUGGUUCGGGCCACUCUACGGACGGCCCGGAGGACACGAUGAACCUCACAGCCCAGGUGUGCCUUGCCUGCGCAGGGCACCGCCGUGUCCUCGUCGAGGCAAUAGGAAGCGGCGACCUCUCGUGCCCGGCCCUGGUUCAAGCCAUGGUCUGUGGUGAGAGGUAAUGGGAUGCCGUCGUCUCAUGCAGACGCUAGGGAAGUUCACACCUCUCAUCCCAGUUGCUGCCAUGGACGUGGAAGACACCAUGGGCGGCGGGUGUCGAGUGACGUCUCCCGGCCAUCGUAGGCGUGGGUCUGUGGCCGGUGAGCUUCGGGUGGCUCAUCGUCCUUCCGUCUCUUUGAAGACACGGGCCUGUCUCGGCAGCGAGCGUUGUUUCACGUGCUCCUCGAAAAGAUUCAGCAAACGUCAAAGUCACUAACAGUCUGACACUCCUUCACGCUGCUAAACCACAGCGGGAGGAAUCAUUUGAUGAUUUAUCAUUAAAAAAGUCGACAAUAAUUUAAUCCGUUUUAAAGAAUGAGUGAGUACCAAGUUGUUUAUACCUCCCAUAUUUAUUACUUUGGCUAACUUUGACCAGCUAUUAUGAAUAAUAUCCAGAUAAAGUAAUUAAUUUAUCACAUUGUCUAGUGGUAUUAUACAUAAUGUCCAGUGAUUAUGUAUAAUAUUAAUUUAAUCACUAUGGCUGUAACAUAUGUAUGGGCAGAUAGUAAAAACAUGAAAACACAUCCAAACCAUACCAAACAGUAUACCUAGAACAUUAUAUUAUAUUUACAUGAAAGUGAUUUGAGUCUGAUGAUAUGUAUUGUGUUAAUUGAAGUUUAAAUCAACGGGAAGUUUAUUGGAGUUCAGAGAAAGAAAUGCUUUACUGUGGAUUUCAAUGACCGUUGUUUCGCGACUAGAGAUUGAAAUUAAUUUAUAUGAAGCUAAUGUCAAAAUUCUAUCUCUAAUCGCAAAACAAUGGAUAGAUUGUUUAUUGAAAACUGCAGUUAGUUAUCUUUAUCAUUGUACAUCUAACGAAAAUAAACACAUUUAGCGGAAA